Molecule: messenger RNA, 1043 nt
Organism: Ornithorhynchus anatinus (platypus)
Lineage: Eukaryota; Metazoa; Chordata; Mammalia; Monotremata; Ornithorhynchidae
Gene: B2M
Product: beta-2-microglobulin
Exons: 4
Coding region: 111-467 (118 amino acids)
Biological process (GO): immunoglobulin production involved in immunoglobulin-mediated immune response; positive regulation of T cell activation; antigen processing and presentation of exogenous peptide antigen via MHC class II
Cellular component (GO): MHC class II protein complex
Molecular function (GO): MHC class II protein complex binding
Source: RefSeq, a predicted model, not a curated record
CUUUAUAAGUGGGGAGCUGGGCGAGGGGCUCAGAGCCGAGUUGUGUGUUUGUGUCUUCGGGUGCUGCUCUACUCCCUUGUGUCCGUGGGCUGGUGAAGCCGGAGCUGGCCAUGGGGAGCCGCUGGGGGAUCGCCGUGCUCGGCCUCUUCUGCUUCGUCUCCUGCCUGGAGGCCAUCACAAGUUCUCCCAAGAUCCAGGUGUACUCUCGCCACCCCGCGCAGAUUGGAGAGAGUAACAACCUGAACUGCUAUGUGUCUUCGUUCCACCCACCUCAGAUCAGUAUCCGACUCCUGAAGAAUGGCCAGGAGAUGCCAGGUGUGGAAAUGUCUGACCUGUCUUUCAGCAAUGACUGGACCUUCCACCGUCUGGUCCACACUGUCUUCACACCCAGCAACCAAGACACUUUCGAGUGUGAAGUUGUUCACGAAGGUGUUAAAAAAACUGUCAAAUGGGAGCCAGACAACUAGCCGCAUGUGGCAGGCCCGAAGAGGGAGCCAUGCACUGAAAUUCUCAAGAAACAAACACCCUUCUUCCUGUGAUUUUUCCAGCAAAGCUUCUUCAGUGGCUGACUAUAUCGCCCAGCUUACAACCAAGAGCAGAAUGCCUGCCAUAACUGUCGAGAGCCUCCCAUCUGACCCGGGCCUUCUUAAUAGGCCAGAAUGCAAGGCAGAGCCCAUUUGGGGCCUCAAUUUGGAUUUGACACUGCUAAGUCUAGUUACCAUCCGUCGCCAACAGGGCCAGCUAUACGCUCCAGCUGAGGGUGGGCGCUAGCUGACCAGAGAAGCCUCCAUCUGAUCCGACUUCCACUCUGGUGCCCCUUCCUUUACCCUAGACCCCACUAGUCACCACAGUCCUCAGCCUUAGGUCCCAGGACCUUUCCCUGCUUUGCUUAGAAUAUCACAGAAAGCAGCCACGGAGUGAGAUCGCCACAGCUGGUUUUCUAUCAGGCGCUUUUAACCUACCAGCUGACGGAGUUAAUUUUUGAGUUGUGUGAAAUCUGUCUGUGCCUUCCUAAUAAAAGUCAUGGUACAGUGUCUAACCAA